Molecule: messenger RNA, 1407 nt
Organism: Branchiostoma belcheri (Belcher's lancelet)
Lineage: Eukaryota; Metazoa; Chordata; Leptocardii; Amphioxiformes; Branchiostomatidae
Product: kelch-like protein 26
Exons: 2
Coding region: 1-1407 (468 amino acids)
Molecular function (GO): protein binding
Source: RefSeq, a predicted model, not a curated record
AUGGCGAAGACUAAUGCGAUAUCCGAGAUCUCGUACAGUCACGUUCACGGUGACCCCGACCUCCAGGUCAGAGUUCAAGACUGCACCUUCCACGUCCACAAGACGGUCCUGAUGGAGACGUCCGACUACUUCCGCGCCAUGUUGGAAAGUGGCAUGAGAGAAAGUCGGGAAAACUCCGUCCAACUUCAAGGUUUCACGGCCGAAGCCUUUCAGAUCGUUCUGGACUUUCUGUACGAAUCCAAGCCGGUCAAAAUGGACGAUAAACUACACGGUGUUCUUGAGAUGGCACAGUUUCUCCAGAUGCGGCCAGUUCUGGACUAUAUCAAGAGUAAACUCAGCUGUGAGAACUGUGUCCAUCUGUACAUGCUGGCUGAUACCUAUGUGAUCAGCGAUCUGAAGGAAGCUGCAGCACAGCUCAUGGGGGACAAUUAUCUCAAGUUUCUUCGCUCGGAAGUUUUCGAAGAGCUGAGGGAGGACCAGCGAGAAGAGGUUCGGAAGACGCGCUUCAGACACCAGAAGUUCUUGUGUGGUGUGAACACGGGGUAUGUGACGUGGCCCGAGCCAGGUCCGAGAGAAUUCAUGUAUUACGACAGCUCAAAGGACUCCUGGAAAACAUUUGCGCAAAAGCCAGAGGAGGCUGGCAGAAGGAGGUGGAGCGUGGCCUUUCUGGACAACUACAUUUACGUCAUGGGAGGGUACAGCAAACACUUUCUCGGACACCCCUCCGGCGAUGGUGCAGUCCUAGGAGAUUCAUUCUGCUAUGACCCUGUUAAGAACAACUGGCUAGAAAUUCGCUCUAUGAGCGACGCCAGAGCUUAUUUUGGAGCAGUAGCUUACAAUGAGUCUGUUUACGCUAUCGGUGGGUUCCAGUAUCAUUUCCCUGUCAAAUCUGUGGAGAGAUACAUCCCUGAACAGGACAGGUGGGAGUUCAGACGGCCCUUACCCGGAGACUGGACUAACUACGAUCUAGCCGUCUUCUGCAAGGGGGACAUUUACAUCAACUCGGAAGACGAAGAUUCGGGAAAGUUUGCGCUUUUGAAAUACACGGCUCGUAGCAACCAAUGGGACGUGGUCUCGUUUUUACCUCGUGCAAGAGACAAGAACAGCAUGGCGGUGUCUGGGGAAACCAUCUACCUUCUUGGUGGGUUCGUUCCCGGUGUAGACUGCUUCAACGUCACGACAAAACAAUGGUUCUUACUGGAAGUCCACACAGCUACAGAAGGUAUAGCGUACGAGAGGGGCUGUACGGAAAUGGACGGGACGAUUUACGUGUUGAAUAGCGAGGACAUGGCGCGUUAUAUCCUGGAAGCGCAGGCUUGGGUGCAGGGGUUGUCAGCCUUUCCGGGAGGGUGUAAUGCUAACAAGGCUAUCGUAGUGCAUCUGCCCCCUGGACGACAGAACAUUUGA